AUGAAGUUCUUCUGUCCUCUUCCUCAGCGGUUUGCCGUCAUCCAGAUGGAUCCGGUGGGGAUGGUUAAGCACUAUGACGACCCGAUCGCAUUGGCUGCAGCACAAGCCAUGAAGCCCAAGAAGUAUCUUGUAUAUCUUCGCACUGCUCAAGACAUGUCUACACCACAGAAGCCGUGGUUCCGCUACGAAGUAUCCCCCAUUGCUACCACGCUACGUUUCGAGGAACCAGAAGAGGGCAUCACCUCCGACAUGGUCAUACCAAUCUACCCCAAUACCGCUCACCCCGCAGGACGCCCUCCCAUCUCGCCCGAAUCCCCUUUUCCAUUUCCGAACUGCUACUUCUGGAUCAUGAACAACCUCACAGUCCGCAUACGCCGCAAAGCGAUCAGAUACGACGAUUCGUGCGCGCCCAUACUCAGCGUACCAGAGUCGAUGACCAUCGAGAGCCGUUUCAUGCCGGACUAUAGGCGUAUAAACGCCUUUUUGCGCGAAAAGCGUGGUCCGGCAGGCAACGUGGACGGGUAUGGCGAUGACUCAGGACAGAGUGAUCCCCCAUCACCACCGUUGGGCUAUGUUGCGGAAGAUCGAGCUCCCUCGGAAACUGACCGUCAUCGUAUAGUCAAUGACGACGCCGAUUCCCUCCUGGAAGGCAGCGACCUUCAUGAGGAUUCAGAUCCUGACGAUAUACCCACCACUCCGGGCGAUGACGAUCCCCCCAUUCGUGGUGACCUCGCACUCAUCAUGGAGAUGGAUAUCUUCGGGCACAACGUGGACCACACCGCCGAGUUCCUCCCGUUGGUGGACUUGUGGUUUGAGGUCGCGGACCAUCUCACCGCCGAGACGAUCCCGAGCCCUGUUGAGCUGUACAAGGAGCGGGACAUGAUAAUGCAGUAG
Trametes versicolor FP-101664 SS1 is the source of this 894-nucleotide messenger RNA. RefSeq lists its product as uncharacterized. NCBI's taxonomy places the organism in Eukaryota, Fungi, Basidiomycota, Agaricomycetes, Polyporales, Polyporaceae. The transcript has 2 exons. The record is from RefSeq and is a predicted model, not a curated record. Bases 1 to 894 code for a protein of 297 amino acids.